CUGAACAAAUUUUUUUGUUGUUUUUACAAACCAAAACAACUCAUGAAUGAUGACGAUGAUAAUGACGUUUUUACGUUUGUAUUCCGAGUCAAACCAGCACAGAGGCCAAAAGCCAACAACCCAAAAACCUCAAAAGAACUCGGAACUCUCUCUUCCUCUCUCUCUCUCCCUCCUCGGAUUUUGUUGGACUUCUGUUUUCGUGUUCUACCAAUACAUGGCAAUCUAAUUGCCUUUUUAAUUAUUUGCUAGUUUUGUUGUCGUUCAUCUAAAAGCAGAGGACUUCCACUUUUUCAUCUCCUGGUGAAAAGCUCAUCAAUUCUGGGCACUGUUUCUUCUUUUAACAUUCAGGGUUUGGUGAGGUUUACCUCUUGGAGUAUCUAAGCUUACUGAAAUUUCUGUCGGAGUUCUGGAUUGAAAAUGAGAGCAAUUGCUCGAUCUAUUAGCCAAUGUAGAUCAGCUUUACAGCAUCAAGCAUGUCAAUACUCAAGUGGUUUUGUGAGAAGGCAAAAGCUUUUGACAAACACCUAUUCUGCGUUUGUUUAUAAACACGCUAACAAUGCCAAAUUCGAUAUCUUUCAACGACCCAGGUUUUCUGUGAUCUCAAGAGCUCUGUCAAUAGAUGCUGCUCAUGUUACUAAUGGAGUGGCAGAUGUAAACAGAGCAGGGCCACUUGUUGAGUAUGAACGAAGAAUUGCUGCUGGUGAACUUGUUGAUGGUGAUGCCUGCCAGGUAGGCACCUUAAGAGAACUUCAAAGGCUCUAUGAUGAACUUGUUCAGUCAGCUGAUGCCUGCCGAUUGGAUAGGUAUACAGCUUCUGCGAAAUCUGGAAGGAGUAGGUGGUUGUGGUCUCGUUUCAUCCCACAGUCUUCAAGCUCACCAGUCAAAGGUCUUUAUCUUUAUGGAGGGGUGGGCACAGGGAAAACCAUGCUGAUGGACUUGUUUUAUGAUCAGCUAAAAUGCAGUUGGAGAAAAAAGAGGAUUCAUUUUCAUGAUUUUAUGUUGGAUGUCCAUAGAUGCUUGCGAAAGCACCAGGGUGUAGAAGAUCCACUUGAAGUGGUUGCAGGAGAGAUAUCCGAUGAUGCAGUCUUGUUGUGUCUGGAUGAAUUCAUGGUGACUGAUGUAGCUGAUGCAUUAAUAUUAAACCGUCUGUUUAGACAUCUAUUCAGCAACGGUAUCAUUCUUGUUUCCACCUCCAAUCGUGCUCCGGAUAAGCUGUACGAAGGUGGACUACAGAGGGAUCUUUUUCUACCCUUCAUUGCGAGUUUGAAGGAAAGAUGUGUAGUUCAUGAAAUUGGUUCAGCAGUAGAUUACCGGAAACUGACUUCGGCUGAGCAAGGUUUCUACUUUGUUGGCAAAGAUUUGUCAGGCUUUCUGAUACAAAAGUUUCAACAAUUGAUUGGGGAACACGAAGCUGGUCCACAAGAGGCAGAAGUAGUAAUGGGAAGGACCUUAAAGGUUCCACUAGGUGCUGAUGGAAUUGCCUAUUUUCCUUUUGAGGAACUAUGUGACAGACCUAUGGGAGCUGCAGAUUAUUUUGGAUUGUGCAAGAAGUACCAUACCCUGGCAUUGGAGGGCAUCCCAAUAUUCGGACUCCACAAUAGGACAGCAGCAUAUCGGUUUGUCACUUUAGUUGAUGUGAUGUACGAGAACAAGGCCAGACUGUUGUGUACAGCUGAGGGAACUCCAUUUGAACUCUUUGAAAAGAUUGUUACAAUCUCUGAUGCCCAACAAAUGGCACCUAGAACCUCUUCGAGGUCAAGGAAAAAUGAUGAUUCUGGGCUGUGUGUUGAUAAUGAAUUGGGUUUUGCUAAAGACCGCACUAUUAGUAGAUUAACAGAGAUGAAUAGCAAAGAAUACUUGGAGCACCAUGCUGCAACGAUUGGAGAGAAGAGCUCACAGGAAGGCACAAUUCACGAUAAAACCGUGCAAGCAUGAUGCAGAAAAAAGAUCCAACAUCUUCUAAGUCCAUCCAGUUAACCAUUGGUGUAAAAUUGUGUGGUUGCAUGUUAGCAAUUCACCAGGUUUAGUGAGGGAUUCCUAGUUAAAAAUAGGAUUCACUAGAUCUAUUUUUUAGUCUGUUCAAUAAAUGCAAUCUCAUAUGCCCUUGUCAUAAACGUUAUAACAAGCAACAGUUCUACUGGUUGGCGCCCCUGUUUUUAUAAUAAGGCUCUGAAAUUUUGAGGCUUGAUUAUUUU
Prunus avium (sweet cherry) is the source of this 2195-nucleotide messenger RNA. RefSeq lists its product as uncharacterized. Gene Ontology annotation, molecular function: ATP binding; ATP hydrolysis activity. Gene Ontology annotation, cellular component: cytoplasm; chloroplast; mitochondrion. The record is from RefSeq and is a predicted model, not a curated record. Lineage: Eukaryota; Viridiplantae; Streptophyta; Magnoliopsida; Rosales; Rosaceae.